Staurois parvus is the source of this 287-nucleotide messenger RNA. The record is from the annotation of a GenBank genome assembly. NCBI's taxonomy places the organism in Eukaryota, Metazoa, Chordata, Amphibia, Anura, Ranidae.
UGUUGCCUAUCAGUGCCACCAAUCAGUGCCAGUCAGUGCCGCCUAUCAGUGCCAUCAGUGUCGCCUAUCAGUGCCAGUCAGUGCCGCCUAUCAGUGCCAUAUUUAAGUGCUGCCUUUCAAUGCCCACAAGUGAUGCCUGUUAAUGCCCAUCAGUGCCACCUACCAGUUCCUCCUCAUCAGUGCUACCUAUCAGUGCCCAUCAGUGCAGCCUAUCAGUGCCCAUCACUGCAGCCUCAUUAACGCACAUCAGUGAAGGAGAAAAAUUACUUAUUUACAGCAUUUUAUAA